AUGUCCCUGCUCAAGGACUCCGAGCUGGAGGAAGUGCACAGGAAGAUAAUCGACGGGACCAUCGAAAAGUGCAGCCAGUUCUACAACACACGAAUUUUAGAAGCUAUAAAAAUAAGGUGGCUGAAGAUAUAUGAGAGGAAGUUGCAGGUUACGGAAAAGGGCUCUGAGCAGUCGGGUGUGUCACUGCAGCAGGGCACAUCCAACGUUACAGACGACUUUGAGGACGACGAAUUUGAAGGCGCCGAAGUUGAGGAGAAGGAAAUAGUAGAGCUUGAACACCGCGCCCAGGAUGACGAAGCGGAUGAACUGAACGAGCUAGACGACAUUUCCAUAAGCGACCUCAGCGACGUCGACCCCCCAACAUCCAACGUUAUCGUGGGCAUUUGCGACAAGAUAACGAAGCCUUGUGGACGCAGAAACGCAAGUAGCAAUUGGAAGAUAAAACUUAAGGGAGGACUGAUGAAGGUGGACGGGAAGGAGAUGUUCUUCCGCAGUUUGCAAGGCGACCUGGAGUUCUAA
This is a messenger RNA of Plasmodium knowlesi strain H, 519 nucleotides long. RefSeq names its product transcription initiation factor IIA subunit 1, putative. The transcript is spliced from 5 exons. The record is from RefSeq and is a predicted model, not a curated record. Bases 1 to 519 code for a protein of 172 amino acids. Gene Ontology annotation, biological process: transcription initiation at RNA polymerase II promoter. Gene Ontology annotation, cellular component: transcription factor TFIIA complex. NCBI's taxonomy places the organism in Eukaryota, Apicomplexa, Aconoidasida, Haemosporida, Plasmodiidae.